UUGACUGACGGUUGGCCGCAUGUUCCUACGUGUCCACCACAGCAGUCAAUCAAUCUCUGUGUCUCUUCACCCAGCGCCAACACCUUCAGCGGAAUUUCGUACACGGAAUUUUGGGUGGAGCAACCAUUUAAUAACACGUAAUUUUGCACAUGGAAGUGGCUUAAGCGGGAAGUGCUUACCAAUGGUGGUACAAAAAAGCACUGGGAUGAGGAAGGCAGGGAUGAGCUCUGCUGGGUUUGUGCUGGGUAUGUUACUGAUUGUCCUGGAGGUUUGUGAUGGUGGAAUAACAAGCAGUUAUGUCCGGAAUGAUGACUUGUCCCUUGAUAUGCCUUUGGACAGUGAUGUGUUCCAAGUUCCUCCCGGAUAUAAUGUCCCCCAACAGGUGCAUAUAACUCAAGGAGAUCAUGAGGGUAAGGGUGUGAUUGUCUCUUGGGUCACUCCAGAUGAACCGGGUUCAAGUACAGUGAUUUACUGGGCAGAAAAUAAUACCAGCCUCAAAAAAAGUGCUCAAGCAACUGUUCUCACUUACAAGUACUUCAAUUACACUUCUGGAUACAUUCAUCAUUGCACCAUUGACAAUUUGGAGUUUGACACCAAAUACUACUAUGAAGUCGGGACUGGGAACACCGCGCGGAGGUUUUGGUUUGUAACCCCUCCUAGGGUUGGUCCUGAUGUUGCUUAUACUUUCGGCCUCAUAGGGGAUCUUGGCCAAACCCACGAUUCAAAUGAUACUCUUACACAUUACGAAUUAAACCCUGCGAAAGGACAGACAUUAUUGUUUGUUGGGGACCUCUCUUACGCAGAUGAUUAUCCGUUUCAUGACAAUAACCGGUGGGAUACAUGGGGGAGGUUCGUAGAGAGAAAUGUUGCUUACCAACCGUGGAUUUGGACUGCAGGAAAUCACGAAAUCGAUUUUGUUCCUGAGCUCGGUGAAAGUACACCCUUCAAACCAUACACAAAUCGGUAUUUUGUUCCCUACGAAGCUUCGGGUAGUACGUCUCCUCUUUGGUACUCCAUCAAGAGAGCUUCAGCCUAUAUCAUAGUCUUGUCCUCGUACUCAGCAUAUGGGAAGUAUACUCCUCAAUACAAGUGGCUAGAGAAGGAGCUGCCGAAAGUGAACAGGACAGAGACGCCAUGGCUUAUUGUUCUUAUGCAUUCUCCACUGUAUAGCAGUUAUGUACAUCACUAUAUGGAAGGAGAAUCCUUCAGAGUUAUGUACGAGGAAUGGUUUGUGGAAUAUGAAGUAGAUGUUGUCUUCGCUGGCCAUGUUCAUGCCUACGAACGAUCUGAACGGAUAUCAAAUGUUGCUUACAACAUUUCGAAUGGACUCUGCACUCCCAUAAGCGAUCGGUCAGCCCCGGUUUACAUAACCAUCGGAGAUGGAGGAAACCUAGAAGGCUUGGUUACCGAAAUGACAGAACCACAGCCAAGUUACUCAGCUUUCCGGGAAGCUAGCUUCGGUCAUGGGAUUUUCGAUAUAAAGAACAGAACUCAUGCCUUUUUCAGUUGGCACCGGAAUCAAGACGGGUAUGCGGUUGAAGCUGAUUCUCUGUGGUUAAAGAACAGAUAUUGGAACAGUUUGGAAGACUCAUCAUCCUUAGCUGCAUUUUAGAUCAAGUUUUCACUGCCCUCCAACCAUGUAGACUUGCUGCACAAAUUUCACUCACCUGCCAUACCUAAUGUUUGCAUAAGUUGUAUGUGUAAAUUUAAGAGUAAAGAGAUGGGAAGGGUGAGGUUUCAUGUAAUCUUUGUAGAAUACCACUCUAUUCAUCAUUCGGAAUAAAACAAUCCGUUCUCCAUCCUCA
Messenger RNA from Malus domestica (apple), 1805 nucleotides. RefSeq names its product purple acid phosphatase 2-like. Gene Ontology annotation, molecular function: acid phosphatase activity; metal ion binding. The record is from RefSeq and is a predicted model, not a curated record. Lineage: Eukaryota; Viridiplantae; Streptophyta; Magnoliopsida; Rosales; Rosaceae.